AUGACUGCGCUAAUUUUUCGACACGAGAAACUACACGCUGAUUUAUUCCAGUACUUGUGGAUACCUAUGAGUACUACACGAUUGUAUGGCACUGCUGUUAUACAACCUUGCAAUGAACAGCGUGAUUUAUACCAAACACUCGGUGUUGAAUCAUCUGCUACAGCAAAAGAAAUUAAAGCAGCUUAUUAUCAAUUAUCAAAAAUUUAUCAUCCAGACAGACAUGAUGGUGAAGAACAGAAGAAUUUGGCUGCUGAGAAAUUUUUACAGGUAGCGGAAGCAUACGAAGUUUUAUCAUCCGAUGAAAAACGAAAAAUUUAUGAUAAGAAAUGCCAAGAAAGUUGGAUACAAACACCAACCGGAAGUUGGCCGACGCAGAUGAAAGUGAAAAAGAAUUUUGAGGAUUUGGGAUUAGAUUACAAAACCUUCGAAGACUUUCAACGUAGCGUAAAUACUAGAAAACAACGGACUAAACAUGAUCACUGGCAAAUGCCCGAUGAAUUUUUCGCUCACUUCGGCAGUCACCAUAAAUUCACUAAUACUUUCCGUCCACGAACAGCAACUUAUUUUACUUAUAGUUACAAGGAUCCGAUGCAACGACAACGUGAGAUGAAAGAAUGGAAAAUUCUGAUGGAAAUUGAGGAAGAAAAACGGAAAUCUAAAUAUAAAACACCAGCCUUUGUGGUAAUGGAAAGGGAACGAAGAAAGCGAGAGCUAAGCGAAAAAAGAACACUCAAUAUUUUACUUCUUGUUUGUGGAUGUGCAACGAUAUUAAUCUAUAUCCGCAUAGUAUAG
This is a messenger RNA of Cercopithifilaria johnstoni, 792 nucleotides long. The record is from the annotation of a GenBank genome assembly. Lineage: Eukaryota; Metazoa; Nematoda; Chromadorea; Rhabditida; Onchocercidae.